This is a messenger RNA of Rhopilema esculentum, 3817 nucleotides long. Its product is annotated as WD repeat-containing protein 20. NCBI's taxonomy places the organism in Eukaryota, Metazoa, Cnidaria, Scyphozoa, Rhizostomeae, Rhizostomatidae. The record is from RefSeq and is a predicted model, not a curated record. Gene Ontology annotation, molecular function: protein binding.
AUGUUCAUUUGUUCGUGACACAAAAUAAAGUAUGCUUCCACAAGGAGUUAGGCCCAUCAUGUUAAUUGUUAGUUAACUGGCGAUUUCAGAUCUCACUUACCGUUAAAAUUCUAGCAAAAUGUGUUUGGAGGAUCAUGGCUGCUGCAAAGAACCUACAAAAUGAAGUGAAAACACAGUUCUGUACUAAGGAGGGAUGUUACAAACUGCUUCAACUCUCGGAUUACUCUAGGCCCCUCAGACCGUCAAGCGGCCCUCCCAAUAACGUUCCGGUCAGGUUGUCAUUCGUUACCGUCAAGGAUGGAACUGAAUGUGAGGACAAAAUUGCCUUCAACAUCGGAAGGGACAUGUAUUUCUCUAACUUUAGGGGCAUCAAAAAGGCUCCAGACCCUUGCCAUCCCAUAGACAGACGACCAUACAAAGGACCACAACCAUCAUGCCAUGAUAUAAAUCUUAUGACAAGGAGGCCUGAUAUGCUUGAAAUCUUGAUUGGCUUUACUGGUGGACAAAUUCAGUUGAUGGACCCAAUGAAGCAUGAAUGUAUAAAAUGUUUUAAUGAAGAGAUUUUAUUCUGCUUGAAGUCAAUCGUUUUGUUGGAUCAACUUCAGAGACUCAUUGAUAAGGGAAUAGUCACGUGCAUUAGAUGGAUUCCAGGAACUGAUUCCAUGUUUUUAGCUUCGCAUAGUACAGGGAUGAUUUAUGUUUAUAAUAAGGAAUAUCAGUGCGUUGCGGAGCCAGUUUAUACUGUUUUGAAACGAGGAAAAGGCUUUGUAAUCGAAAACUGUAAGAACAAGACAUUGAGUAACCCAAUCUGCAAGUGGAUAGUCGGUCGGGGGGCCAUCAAUGACAUGGUAUUUUCGCCAGACUGCAAACAUAUUGCAAUUGCUAGUGAAGAUGGUUAUUUGCGUGUUUUUGAUUAUGAAAGAAAAGAACUAGUUGGCAUAAUGCGUAGUUAUUUUGGCGGAUUGCUAACUGCAGCGUGGAGUCCAGACGGAAAGUAUAUUGUUACUGGUGGAGAAGAUGAUCAUGUGACCGUUUGGUCCUUUCUUGAACAGAGAGUUAUUGUAAGAGGUCAAGGUCACAGGUCAUGGGUAAAUGCCGUGACCUUUGAUCCAUAUACGACAAAUGUAGGUGGGGGGAGGAUUGAUGACAGUGACGAAGAAGAAAUUGCAAAAUCUGGAGCAAGACAUAGGACUAGUACUAUACGGGACCAUUCUGUUGACAGCCCGAAGCAAGCUGUUUCCUACAGAUUUGGUUCUGUUGGGGACGAUACGCUGUUGCUAUUAUGGGAUUUAUCGGAUGAUGUGUUGCGGCCGCAGAGGAUUCGGACUCGCAGCUUGCGGACUAGUACCUUCAUUCACAAGCACCAACAACAUUGGACUUAUGCGAAAAACUCACCUUCGUGGCAACAGAACGAUUCUCAACCAAGUAGUGAAAACAAGCGGACAUUAUCUGAGUCGAAGUUAUCGCAUAAAAGCUCUUCUAGUGAGCAUAAAUUGUCUUUGAAAAAGCAUUCUUUUAACUCAGUUUCCUCAAAGCACCAAAACUCUGUAUCUAAUUACACUCCUAAUGGUGAUGAAGAUGAGCCAGCACUGGGCACGACUGUUUGCCCAAGAUUUGAGGAUGUUCCGAUUUUAGAACCAUUAGUAUCAAAGAAAAUAUCUCAAGAUAGACUGUGUGGUUUGGUUUUUAAAGAAGAUUGUAUCAUCACUUCGACUUAUGACGGGUAUGUGCAUGUGUGGGCAAGGCCGGGAUCUCUGGUCUCCAAGCAAGAUUCAAGUACGGUAAUUCAAUGACAUCUGUAGUUUAAUUACGGCAAUUCGUUGAAUAAUAGUUAUUUUUUAAAAUUCCUAUAUUUAAAAAAAUCACUUGGUAAGAGGAAUCAAAUAACUCGACUUUUCAGAAUUAGAAUUUUCAUGUCACAAUUUUGAUUUGCUCGUAAGUUUUGUAGGCUAAUGGCGUGAAAAAUUUAUUUCAGCUACUUGACCUUUGAGCUCCGUCCUUUUAGUUUUGACAACAAUACCUUUGAACUCUGUCCAUUGAACUUUUAUAGCAGGAUUUCAAUUAUUUAUCAAUAACUCGACUUUUUUUCGUUUGAAAAUGCUUAAAUUGGCCUAAACUUGAAUAUAACGUGCAAAAUAUAUUGUUUGUAGGAUAUCUCCUCACGUGCUAUAAAUUGUUUUAAAAUUAUAACGCUAUAAUGAAAGUUUGAAAAUAGCUGAUCUUUCUUAACAUGCCUAGAUUAUAUAAUUAAUUAGAAUACCUAGCAAAAAUUGUCGAAAUACUGUUAAUUUUCAAAGACCUUUGUUUUUUUGUAUGACAGCCUUUUUGAAAUGGAAGUUAACUACAACAAUAAACUCCAAACAAGCAUGAAAAAUUUUAUUUCUUGUAGCUUUAAAUGUUUUAUUGCCUUUUUUUCUUGAGAAAUGUUGUCGAUCACGAGAGUCGAAAUUACCUUUGAAAAUAUAAAAUUCAUUAACAUUUAAGUAAGACUUAACAUGUUGUUAAUUUUAAGAAAUUAUACAUCCUAUCAAAUAACCAUUUCAAAUAAGUCGUUCAGUUUUUACUUUGAAAGACCUUUUCCGUUUGUUUGUUUGUUUCGGUUAGAUGCUUUGAUUUCUCUGUCUUUUGUUUAUUGCGAUUUCCGUCUUUAGUCUCAAGUCUAAUCUCACCAGAGAGAUUUCUGAGCGCGCUUUAAGCGCUCAAUCACUAGAUUUCAUUGGCUGAACUCUUGCGUGAGCGGCUGGGAGUAGAAACGAGACCUACUCUCAAACGAGUGCGAACGAACAUAAAACUGACCGCAGCGACCGUGAUCAUUCCCAAUUCGCGCAUGCGUAGGUUUGAGCGCUUCGAGCGCGCGGUCAAAAAUGUCUCUGAAGAGAUUAGGCUUUAGACAGCUCGUUACCAAAUUACCAAAUGAUAGAUCGGGUGAUUUUUUCUCGUUAUUUUCAAGGAAUUUUCUAAAAGCUUCCAUUUAUCGGUCUUUCUUACUCGGGAUAUUUUUGGAAGGGUGAAGGGUAUGAAAUUUCUGCCUGACGACAAGCCAGUUGUUAUUUACUAACAAAACCUUAACCUUCUAAUUUGAAAAAAUGUUCUGCAUUUUACGGCUCGGUCAUUUCCUCUCUGAAUUCUGAAUUUAUGUUAUGUUAUGUUAUUCUCUUGCGUAAAUAAGUAUUGGAAUCACGACUUAGAUUUUCCGAAUACUUUCAAAUUUUUGACUAAUUCAAUGAAUUUCAAAGAAUCAGUGUUUGACAUCCCCCUCUCCCACAUACCCGGUAUCUACGUGUCUGCGUUUAAUAGUAGGCCUAUAUUGUGGUUUCAAACAUGAAAAUUGGCAUUGAGAAUGUUUAUUUGGUUUUCAAUCAAAUUGAGUAAAAAACAAUUAAACACUUUGAUAUUCCUAUUUCUAUUUCCAUCUUGAUUAUUGAGAAAUUCUAGGAAUAUUGUAAAUAAAUUAAUCGUUAAGGACAGGAAUGUAUCAAUACAGUUUAGCCUGAGAAUAGGUAUGUAUAAUUAAAGUUAAGUUCAUGAAGCAUCAUUUUCAUGGACUCGCCGUUGUUGUUAAUGUGUCUCAGUUAUUGCCACUAGCAGAUCAUUUUCUAUCUAGCUUUUCAAAUUUGUACACGUUUUUUAGCGGAUAGUUAAACACCUUUUAUAAAGAUAUAGAAGACAAAAGUUGAAACCUUUUGUCAAGUGGAAAAUGACAUAAUUUGGAUUUGAAAAAAGCAAAUAUUUUUAAACGUACUUAAGCUUUUCUUUUAAACUCUCAAAAAUGAAAAACAACGAAUAUAGAUCGAAAUCUCUAAGCUAGGAAAUAUAU